AUGUCCACCCAGCAAAAGAAAAAGCAAAAGAAAAAGCAAAAGAAAAGGCAAAAGGAAUUUGAUCCAAUUAAAGAAGAAGAAAGAGCUAAGAGAAUUGCGACGAUCGAAAAGAAAAGACAAGAUGUUAUAAAUAUCGUGAAAGAAUCUUUAGCAAAGAGACUUUCCGAAAAAUUGGCAUUGCAAAAGUAUCGUUCUGAUAAAGAGGAAAGAGCGGAAAAAAAAAUUAUUACAGAUGCCAAAAAAUCGGAAAGUGAAAAACAAAUGCUACAAAUACGAGAGAGUAUGAGUACGAUUAUAGAAGCUGGUAUAAAAUCUGUUUAUACAUCUGUAAUCGUACCAAAGAAGAUAAAAUACGAUGGGAAAUCAACGUUAACUAUCAAAGAAGUAAAGUAUAAAUUAAAGAACAACUUACACAUUGUUGGUUGGGGUAGAGAAGCUCUUAUGAUGAGUUCAGCAUUUGAAAGGAUCGUUGGGAAACAAUUGAAAAAGGGAUGGAUGGUGAUCCCUCGGAAAUCGGUGUUUAUGAUGUGGACUUUCCCAGAAGCAUUUCCUAAGCUCAAUAGUCGUAUAACUUACAUUGAAGGUGGCACCGAUGGGAAACCAGACGAUAAAGCAAUUCAGGCUACUCGAAAAAUUACAGAAUAUUGCAAGAAGUUAAAGAAAAAAGACAUUCUAAUAGUCAUGUUGUCUCAUGAUAUCGACGAUCUUUUGUGUUGUCCGAGAGAAACGAUUACAUUGACAGAUAAAUUUAGGUUGUUGAAUAGAUUGAAACAAUUAAAUGCUACUACAGAGGAAAUCAAUAUCGUGAGAAAUAAAUUGUCAGCUAUAAGAGGUGGUGAUCUAGCUCGUCUAGCUUAUCCAGCGAAAAUUAUCAUUUUGAUCACGUCCGAUGUAGCGGACGAACCGGUGGAUUUUAUUGGAGGUGGUCCAUGUACUUACCAUCACAAGGGUGAGGAAGCAUUCACUAUAUUGACAAAGUACAAUUUGAUCAGUAAAAUAUCUCAAAGCGUUCGUAGUUUAAUACAAGAGACCGUACCACCGGAAACCGCUGCGGAUAGCCAAUUGGACAAUCAACAGAAAUAUAAAUUUGUCCAGUCUUACGUGAUAGCUUGCAAUGCCGAUGCUAUAGAAUGUAUGGCGACUACGACCUACACUUACGGUUUAUUACCCGUUAAACUUAAUUCUGUUUGCUCUGGUACAAUUGAAGAAUUUGCUAGGGAAUACGUGAAAAUGGCCUCGUUAAUGAUACUAGCUGUCGAGGGAAAGAUCACUAAAUUCGAGAUGUACGAAAUGAUGAAAGACAGCACAGUUUGUCCAUUGACCGAUCAAAAAGUUAGAGAGAUAUUUCCUUCGAAGGAAGAAUGGGCUUUAGGAUUGUGUCUUUUAUUAGGAGGUAGACCAACGGUCGAACUUCGUUCGAAUAAUGGAAAAGGUGGUCCCAAUCAAGAGCUUGCUCUUUACUUUGCGCGAUAUUGGCACUUGCGUACUGAGCAAUAUCCAAUUUUGAGAAUGUACACCGUCUGGUUUCUCGGUGGAAGUUCUUAUGGUCGAGAUGGUAAUACGGACGCAGCCGGUGCCUUUGGCUAUAAGAACCUUUAUACUGACAUUUAUCCAAAAUAUAACAAAAUCAACGAUAAGUAUAGAGAUGCUCAUCUCGAAUGGAUCAACCUUGUCGACAAAAUGGCACCUGACGAAGAAAUAUUGAAUGCUCGUGGUAAAGUAAAUGAUUUAGAUAAAAUAAGAAAAAUGUAUGCCGCCAUCCUUCCAGAUAAAGUUUUAAAUGAAAAUAAUACGAAUUGGUUAUUGCGAAGCGUAAACGACGGCGAUGAACUUCUGGAAUUAAAAAGUGGAAAUUAUUAUAAUUUCACAAACGUCGGUGAUAUAUAUGUUAUACGAAUCGUUCGAUUUCAAUGCAAUUGCGAUGGUCUUUGUCACAUAGACAAAUUAUGCGAUGAUAAAGAAUGUCUUUUUAAUCGAACAGCGUCAAUUAACGAAGAGAUAAAUUUGUCUUUUUGUGGUAAAAUUGAUGGACCGAAAAAUUCAUGA
Messenger RNA from Vespa mandarinia (Asian giant hornet), 2046 nucleotides. RefSeq names its product glycerate kinase. Gene Ontology annotation, cellular component: cytoplasm. Gene Ontology annotation, biological process: protein phosphorylation. NCBI's taxonomy places the organism in Eukaryota, Metazoa, Arthropoda, Insecta, Hymenoptera, Vespidae. The record is from RefSeq and is a predicted model, not a curated record. Gene Ontology annotation, molecular function: glycerate kinase activity.